AUGGAAAAGACCAAUGAUUCCAUGUUGACAGAAUUUGUACUGGUGGGGCUUUCUGACCACCCAAAGCUCCAGACGGCUUUCUUUGUGCUUGUUUUGUGGAUGUACCUGAUGAUUCUGCUUGGAAAUGGAGUCCUUAUCUCAGUUAUCAUCUAUGACUCUCACCUGCACACCCCCAUGUAUUUCUUCCUCUGUAAUCUUUCCUUCUUGGACAUUUGCUACACGAGUUCCUCUGUCCCACUAAUUCUUGACAGCUUUCUGACACUAAGGAAAAGGGUUUCCUUCUCUGGAUGUAUGGUGCAAAUGUUCCUCUCCUUUGCCAUGGGGGCAACAGAAUGUGUGCUCCUGGGCAUGAUGGCACUGGACCGCUAUGUUGCCAUCUGCUACCCACUGAGAUACCCUGUCAUCAUGAGCAAGGCUGCCUAUGUGCCCAUGGCAGCUGGAUCCUGGGUCACUGGGCUUGUUGACUCAGUGGUCCAGGCAUCUCUAGCAAUGCAGUUACCAUUCUGUGCUAACAAUGUCAUUAGCCAUUUUGUCUGUGAAAUUCUGGCUAUCCUGAAACUGGCUUGUGCUGAUAUUUCAAUCAACAUGAUUAGCAUGGCAGGGUCAAAUCUGGUUUUUCUGGUUAUUCCAUUGCUAGUUAUUUCCAUCUCUUACAUUUUUAUUAUUGCCACCAUUUUGAGGAUCCCUUCUGCUGAAGGAAAACGUAAGGCCUUCUCCACCUGCUCAGCCCACCUGACAGUGGUGAUUAUAUUCUAUGGAACCAUCUUCUUCAUGUAUGCGAAGCCCAAGUCUAAAACCUCGGUUGGUCCAGAAAACCAAGACAUCAUCGAGGCUCUCAUCUCCCUCUUUUAUGGCGUGAUGACCCCCAUGCUUAAUCCUCUCAUCUAUAGUCUGCGAAACAAGGAUGUAAAGGCUGCUGUUAAGACCAUGCUGUGUAGGAAAAGCUUUUCCGAUGGAAUAUGA
Molecule: messenger RNA, 963 nt
Organism: Microcebus murinus (gray mouse lemur)
Lineage: Eukaryota; Metazoa; Chordata; Mammalia; Primates; Cheirogaleidae
Product: olfactory receptor 13C8
Biological process (GO): G protein-coupled receptor signaling pathway
Cellular component (GO): membrane
Molecular function (GO): olfactory receptor activity; G protein-coupled receptor activity
Source: RefSeq, a predicted model, not a curated record